Messenger RNA from Saccostrea echinata, 3743 nucleotides. Its product is annotated as ras-related protein Rab-4B. NCBI's taxonomy places the organism in Eukaryota, Metazoa, Mollusca, Bivalvia, Ostreida, Ostreidae. Gene Ontology annotation, cellular component: endosome. Gene Ontology annotation, molecular function: GTP binding; GTPase activity. The transcript has 7 exons. Gene Ontology annotation, biological process: Rab protein signal transduction; regulation of endocytosis. The record is from RefSeq and is a predicted model, not a curated record. Bases 115 to 756 code for a protein of 213 amino acids.
CGCAGUGUUGGUUUCAGCUAUUAUAAUUUGAACAAGAAGUCUCGCGAGAAACGCAUUAAAAAUUUUCAUGAAUCUUUGUAGUUUGUACAACAGACACCGUGCUAAUGUGACAGAAUGUCAGAGACUUACGAUUUUCUUUUCAAGUUUUUAGUCAUUGGCAGUGCUGGAACAGGAAAAUCCUGCAUACUUCAUCAGUUCAUAGAAAAUAAAUUCAAAAAGGAUUCAAACCACACAAUUGGGGUAGAGUUUGGAAGCAAGGUUGUGAAUGUUGGAGGGAAAUCUGUAAAACUUCAAAUCUGGGAUACAGCAGGGCAGGAACGAUUCCGCUCUGUGACCAGAAGUUACUACAGAGGAGCUGCAGGUGCCCUACUAGUUUAUGACAUCACAAGUCGAGAGACUUACAAUGCCUUGACAAACUGGCUUACUGAUGCUAGGACCCUGGCCAGUCCAAACAUUGUCAUUGUGUUAGUGGGAAACAAGAAGGACUUAGAACAAGAGCGAGAGGUCACCUUUCUAGAGGCCAGCAGAUUUGCACAGGAAAAUGAACUCAUGUUCUUGGAAACAAGUGCACUGACUGGAGAAAAUGUUGAAGAAACCUUCCUCAAAUGUGCCAGGUCUAUUUUGACAAAAAUAGAAUCAGGAGAACUAGAUCCAGAGCGCAUGGGGUCCGGAAUUCAGUAUGGAGAUACCUCUCUCAGAAGAAUACCAAAGGACACAUUUGGACCCACUGGGAAGCGACCAGAUUGUGCAUGCUGAAAGUAGACUUUCUUAUUCUAACGAGAUCUGACUUCAUAGCUCUGUAUCCAUCCAAAUGUCAUAUCAUUGCCUUAGUUGCAAUUCGCUGAUGAAAGCCUAUACUUGUUCAAAUGUACAUGCUUGUACUGGUUUGGCAUGGCAUUUUCAUGAGUUGUGUUAUUAAAAGGAUGUGAUGUAUGCAAAAAAGAAAUUUGAUUGCUUUAGAUUUGCAACAUGAUGUCAGAAAUUCAUGAACGCACAAGUGUUUUAUGCAUACUUUUUGUCAGUAAUUUGUAUAAGGUAAUCAAGCUUCUGAUAAAAAAAAAACCCCAAAACAAAAACAAAUAUCAGGCAAUGUUAUAGAAUGUAACAAAUUUGAUACACUUGUAAUCUGAAGUGAGCUACAUGUACUUCCAAUUUACAGUGUGUAGAAUUUCUGUAGUUGUAGCAUAAACUCUGCUUCAAUAUAAACAGAGUAGUGUAUUUAUUACUGUGUGUGAUGUAAUGUCACGUUAAUCUUGUAAAAGAAGUAAAAUGAUAUGGUAGACUUGAAUUAAUCUUAGUGCAUCAUGCUUAGAUCUAAGAAAUGUUGUUUUUCAUGUUACAUAUAACCAUGCUUAAUUAAUCUGUCCAUAAUUAGUUCUUCAAUAUCUUAUUGGUUUAUGCAUUUUGUUUGACCUUAAAAGCUCAGCUAAGACAGAGGCUCUGACAUGUAAAUUUUUCUGAUCAAGGUUUGUCAGUCGUCUGUGUAAUUGUCAAUUUACAAUGUAUAUGCGUUGUAUAUGGUGAACUUCUUGCAUGAACAUUUCCAAUUUCUAUAGAAUCUCAUCUCAAAUUUUGUUCAUAUUUUCAAGGAAUUAACCAAAUCGUUUUGAUUAAUCCUUGAUGAAAAAAGUCUAACACUCAGAAAUCCUUUUUUUUUCCUCUAAAAGUUAGAAACAUAGAACUUCCAAAGUACAUGUAUACUUAUUGGUUUGAUUGUAAUGAAGAAAAUAAAUACAGUUAAUUUGUAUCGCAAAAGUGGUAUGUAAUUUAACUAAGAUUUUUAAUGAUGAAUUAAAUUAAGAGCUGCAUUUUUGAUUGUGAAAGUUAAUUUCAUUGUUUAAUGGGAAUCUCUUGGGUUAAACUUUUUUCAUCAAGGAUUUUAAUUAAUCAAAAAGAUUUGGUUUAUACAAUUCCUGACUGGAUUUAUUUUAAGUACAUGUUGAUAGUUGAUAAUGUGUCAGACAUUUAAUACACAUACGUGUAUGUUUGUAACACAAUCAGAAAGGCAUUAAAAAGGUUAUACAAUCAUUGACAAUUUAAUGUAAUAUGAACUUGAGACAUUGAAAAAAUACAGUAGGAAGGCGUUUUAUGAAUUUUGUUGAAAAUUAUGUCUGGCUUUACUUACAUGUAACUUUUAUUAAAUGGGCUUACAAGUAAUUUCAUCAAGCCAUCAAAUACAAGUGAUUUAUUAGUUCAUCUUAAUUUAGUGUUGACCGUUACCAAAAAUGGAAUGUUCUUUUUGGAUCAUGUAUAUAAAGAAGUUAUCAGAAAAUAAUCUAAUAAAAGAAUUCAAAAGGAAAUAAGAAAUUAUCAUAUGAUUCUGUGAUUGAUUAAAUUAGGUAAAUAAUGAUUAUUGAUUUUUUACAUGUAAAUGUAUGAUCAUUGUAAUACCAUAACUGGUUAACAUUUCAAUUAAUGAUUAAUACACAUCUAGAAGGAUUCAAAAGUUUUAGAGAUAAACAUGUAUAGAAUUAUUGAGGAACAACCAGACUAUAAUUCUAUAAAUUAAUACAUGCAUGCAAUUAUUAACUAUUACUCCGUGUAGACCCAUUAAAAAGGGGUUUUAUUACAUACAUGUAUUCACUGUCAGAGGAAAACCACUCAGGUGACUGUUGUGGCCCACAGGCCUCUCGAUUCAGAUGUUGAUGUACUAUCUCUUCUGCUUCAAGAAUUACCCAUGACCAUCUUCCUUAAGGCAUCAUGUAUUAAAUAACAUUCUUUUUAUUGUUUCAUUAAUACUACUGCAAAGUAUCAGUUGCUUUUGAGAUUGUAUGAACAUUGUGUUAUAUUGUGUAUGUAUUGAUUCAUUUAUUUUUCUUUGUAGAUUUUUUAAAAAGUUUAUUCCUGUGAUGUUUUAUUGGUUUAUUUUAUUUAUUUUCCAUAAACAUAUUACUAUUACAGCUUAGUUUGAUAUGUUUUCAUGUGUGUGUACAUGCAUUUACGCGGAAAAUGCUUUGUUAAGCAAGACUUGUUUCAGAAACAUUUAUUCCAUCAAUAUUUAAACUUAAACAGUGGUGUCUUUUGUAAAAGUGUUUAUUAUAUAUACAUUCCCUUAUACAGUCAUAGAAAACCUUUCAAAAAUUAACUCAACAAAUCCAUUAUUAGUAAGAAUAGUUAGAUUUGCCUGGAUUGGGACCAGCUUACCCACAAUUUGAUGAAUUAAACUGAGGCUUAAUUUAUCUAUGUGUACAGUUGCAUUUUUACCUUUCAAAAAUAUUUCAAUAUGGAUUAUUUAUUGAUACAAUAUCCCAAGCAAUAUUGGUCAAAUGUCAACUGUUUACAUACAAAGUGAUCUUUAUUGGAAUUGACAAAAUGCUGCUAAUUUGCCGUCAUAAUUUUUAUCAAACCUCUUUAUAGUACACUUUAGUAUACAACAGAAUUAGUAUACAACAGAAUUUGUUAAUAUUAGUUCUCUCAUGUAGAGAAUAUUGGUGUGGUGUGGAUAGCAAAACUUAUCAAGCAGUCUAUAUUUUAAAAUACAUAUACAACUUUCUUGUGAUGAAGAAGUUGUUUAAUGGAAGAUGAACUGGAUCGAGAACAUUGAAAAUGUUUGAUCUUCAGAAUGCUUUUUUGUAUUUGUAUAGUGCUUUCAAGUAAUAUGCACCUUGUAACCUUUACAAUAUACACAUACAGGUUUGUUAUAAUCUUAAUCAAUGCAUAAAUGGGCCACUAUAUAAUAUCCUUGUUAGUUGUUUAUUGAAUUAAGUCAGUUGUUACCGCAGUCAUUAAACCAUACAACUCAU